AUGACGGUCAACGUACCACCACAACCCAAGGAUACGCAGGCUGCCCGCAAACGUCGCAGACGGGCACCUGCUGGAGGAGCUGCAGACGACUGCUUCGCCUGCAUCAAGAGGAACGCAAAGUGCGAUCGGCGGCGGCCGUACUGCUCCCAGUGCCUCGAGGUCGGGAACGAGUGCUCGGGCUACAAGACGCAGUUGACGUGGGGAGUGGGUGUUGCGAGUCGCGGCAAGCUUCGUGGUCUCUCCCUACCCAUAGCAAAGUCACCACCCGUUGCUGUUGCUCCCGUUGGCAAGAAGACGGUCUCUCGAUCAAAAGCAAAUUCGAGCGCCAUAUCCCACUGGGGCGAUCACGAUGAGGGGUCUCGGCGGGGUCACCGGGACGAUGUCGAGAUUCACUCUGUCCCGACGACACCAUUCGCGACAUACAACGAGUUCCCUCGGUUUUCCCAGGGCGAGAUGACACCGGCAGCGACGUCGACACGGUGGAAUCCGUAUGGCACAAGCUUGUCGGCCCAUCAUGACCAUCCCCCGAAAAUACACAGACUCAACACGUCCUUGGGCCACUUUCCUGUGCUUGGGGAUGCGCUCUCCUCCUCGGUCGACUCGCUUAGUGACGUCGAGUAUACAUUGUCGCCCAUGACCCAUUCCUUUCCCAGGGAGGACCUCCCUUUUAUGCACAGCCCGAGUCUCAUGUAUGAAAGCUAUACUGGCCACAACUCCCCUGUCCCGCAAAGUCCUGCGUCUGCCAUCAUGAUCGACCAGCGAGCGCCGACGUCAUGUCCCGGCCUGAUAUAUGCGCCGUCAGAGCAUGGCUCGAGCCUCAGCUCUCGCCAAGAUGUCUUCGAAUCUCAGAUUCCUGGGCCUAGGCUGCUUGCAGACUGCGACACUCUCAGUGUGCCGGAUGGCGACUCGUACAGCACGAGCCCGAACUCCACCAGCCCCUACUGGAUGCCUUCCGUCCCGAGAGACGACGACGCCACCCCGCAUGUGCUGGAUCAAGCUGCAAGCGCGCCGUCUGCGCCUUAUGAAGGGCACUCAUUACAAGUUAGCUCCGAUCUCAUUGCUAAGAUGCCCUUCUUUAUGGACUACUACGAGAACAUCAUGUGUCCGUCCAUGGUUCUCAUCGACGGUCCCAACAAUCCUUUCAGGGAUCACAUCCUGCGACUGGCCUCCAGUAGUCGCAGUCUGCAGCAUGCCAUCUGCGCCCUGUCCGCCUGUAAUUUGAGGAUGAAAAGAAGACUGAGCCUCGGGCAACACAACAGAGAUUCACCCGAAAUUUUCAAGUCUGAGCAGGCGGAAGCUCAGCCCGACGAUCUUCCCCUAUCGGAAGAGUAUCAGCACCGCAACCUUGCUGUUCACCUCCUGAACCAGCAACUCAACGACCCCGCCAAAUCCUGCCACGACUCAGUCUUGGCCACCAUACUUCUCCUGUCUCACUACCGCAUGGUUGAGUCUGGAGUUGCCAAAUUCCAGACUCAGUUUGCCGGCGUCAAGAAAAUUCUUGCCAUGCGGGAUUCCGCUCCGUAUCAAGCUUCCAGCGAGUCUUCGUGGAUGGAAGCCAUUUUCACCUACUUUGACGCAAUAUCAGCUAGCAUCAAUGAUCGAGAAGCUCAGUUGAACCACUCAUUCUACGGCGUAUCGGGUGAUGCACACCUGCUUCCGCCAGGGGCUGAGAACUGGAUCGGAUGCGACAGAGAAUUAUUCAAGACAAUUACCAAACUUGGGCGCUUGAACCUUCUCUCUCAGCUUCGGCCGGUGCAGAGCGCCGUACCCACUCCCGCUGGGCGAGUCGGAACUCCACCCUCAUCAUCCCCGCUGAAGUCGCCGUUGGCAAAUUCGUUCCAACCGAACUCGCGGCUUGGUGAUUUCUUCAGCAUGGCGCAUCGGUUCGAUGGCAAUGGUUUCGCGACACAGCUGGAUGAAGAAGAGAUGUUUUCCUCUGGGCUUUGCUCCUCGCCGUCUUACGAUGAUCACCGCUCAACGUUUUGGCGGGAAUGGAAAGACGCCCGGAUGGCCCUACAGAACUGGGAAUUUGAGCCUCAACGGCUGCUGGCGUCAUUGCCCACCAACUCCACGUCCAAUGAGAUCCGUGACCUCGGAUCUCUCUCAGAGGCGUUUCGUUACGCAGCACUGCUGUACACGGAACGUCUCGCAUCACCCAAUGUCUCCUCGAAUCACAACAAUUUCCGCAACCUGGUGAGCCAGGUAGUCUACUACGCCACUUCACUUGAAGCUGGCAGCAGCGCCGAGAAAUUUCUCCUGUGGCCGUUGUUCGUUGCCGGGAGCGAGUGUGUGAACGAGCUGCAACAGAACAUUGUGCGCAACAAAUGCCACGAGAUUAUGUCCAGGUCCGGUUACAUGAACAACUUAUCGGCCAUUGAAGUGCUUGAGCGCCUGUGGGCUGGCGAGUACCGCGACAGUUUCGAGAUGAGCCCCGGCAGCAAGCUGAGUCUGCGGCGAGGCCCAUUCAACUGGACGAAAUGUAUUGGAGGGCCUGGCAUUGAUGUGGAGUGGAUCAUGUUUUGA
Molecule: messenger RNA, 2523 nt
Organism: Pseudomassariella vexata
Lineage: Eukaryota; Fungi; Ascomycota; Sordariomycetes; Amphisphaeriales; Pseudomassariaceae
Product: fungal-specific transcription factor domain-containing protein
Exons: 2
Coding region: 1-2523 (840 amino acids)
Biological process (GO): regulation of DNA-templated transcription
Molecular function (GO): zinc ion binding; DNA-binding transcription factor activity, RNA polymerase II-specific
Source: RefSeq, a predicted model, not a curated record